Molecule: messenger RNA, 1117 nt
Organism: Symbiodinium sp. CCMP2592
Lineage: Eukaryota; Dinophyceae; Suessiales; Symbiodiniaceae
Source: the annotation of a GenBank genome assembly
AUGUUGGAGGUGGCGAAGCAGGCGAUGGAGCAAGCGAAACGCCGGAAGGACCUUGUUAAGGCAAUGUCCUCCUGCAAUGCAGGGCCGAAGACGAUUGAGGAAGAUGACAGCAAGCGCAGUCGUGCUUCCCGGACGCCCUCAACCAUUGCGUCCACUCCAUCUACUAAGACCCCGGACCCAAAGGCCAUGAAAAAGGCCCGUGCGAUCCACAACCAGCUCUGCGACCAAACGCAGAUGGAGGUGGAUGACGACCUCAUGGAGCUUUCGACGCAGAUUACAAAGGAUCUAAGUGCUUUGAGCUUGCAAGUGGAGCAGGAUGAAGAGAUGAAGCCACAAGAGAUGCAAGCGAGUGUCCCGCCACCCAGUGCCGAUCCGAGUGGCCCGGAAAAGAUCCAAGCGAGUGUCCCACCGCCCAGCGAUCCGAGUGGCCCGGAAAAGAUCCAAGGGAGUGUCCUGCCGCCCGGUGCCGAUCCGAGUGGCCUGGAAAAGAUCCAAGCGAGUGUCCCGCCGCCCAGUGCCGAUGCGAGUGGCCCGGAAAAGAUCCAAGCGAGUGUCCCACCGCCCAGUGCCGAUGCGAGUGGCCCAGAAAAGAUCCAAGCGAGUGUCCCGCCGCCCAGUGCCGAUGCGAGUGGCCUAGAAAAGAUCCAAGCGAGUGUCCCGCCGCCCAGUGCCGAUGCCGAUGUGGAGAUGCGCAGUGUCGAUCUGGCUGACCCUAGCCCGAAGGUUCCUAGCUCAGUACAUCAAGCCCUUCUGAGACCUGGAACUGUGGACAUGGAGUUGCUAGCGGCAGCGAUUGAGAUUGCCAAGGGGGGGUCCGAAGUGCCAGAGCAGACAGGGGGUAUCUCUGCAAUCAAUGCUUUGGAGCAGGCCCUCAAAAACAAGAUGCCCAGAGCAAGCCCCCCUGAGAAGCUUGCCAUGCCCCAUCCUCAAGAGAAGCCUGAUCAAGAAAUGAUUGCAACCACCGCAGACCCGGUAGCAGCUACAACGACCGUUGCCCCGGUACCAGCUUCCGAUGCAAGCUCUGUCAGCGCCACCGACAAAGCAGGGUAUGAGGCCAGGCUGGAUGAGAUCGAGAAGCAGCUCAAGGCCAGGAAUGUUUCAGAUAUUGUGGUAUGGG